GUCCAGUAGCAACAGUGAAACGUGCAGCAGCAGCAGCAGACACAGCAUGUAGGUCCAGAGAAACAGAGAAACAACGCGUUUGAGCCACUUCUACUCGGUUUUUAUUGAUUUAAAGCAACUGAACUGAGGUUUCUUUACCACCACUUGUUUCUUUACUUGUUUCCCUCCUUGCUGAACUGCUCUCUGUUGUUACAGAGGAGACAAAAGGACGAGACUUCUGCCAUGGAUACGUCGCCAACUUGUUGAUGUUGCCACUUUGUUUAUUUUUUUCGCUGUCAUUCAGGGUAAGUUGUAAUGUGAAGAUGCCAAACUCUUUCCCUACGGAAACGUUAAUCUCAAAAAGCUUCUCUUUGGACUUCUACUCUACCAGCGAACGCCCUACAGAGCUGUAUACAGACGCCAGUGACGGUAACAUCAGCAACAUUAGCGGGACAGGCACCUCUUCCUGCACCUACAAGGAGGACUUUAAGCGUAUUUUACUCCCCGCUGUGUACACCUUUGUCUUCGUGCUCGGCCUUCCUCUCAAUGCUGCCGUCAUACUUAAGAUAUGGAAGACUCGACCCAAUCUGUCCAGAAACAACAUCUAUAUGCUGAACUUGGCCAUCGCCGACUUUCUGUAUGUGAUGUCUCUUCCCUUGCUCAUCUACAACUACGGCAGUCAUGACUACUGGCCCUUUGGCGAGUUUGCCUGCAAAAUGGUCAGGUUUCAGUUCUACAGUAAUCUCCACGGCAGCAUCCUCUUCCUCACCUGCAUCAGUGUGCAGCGCUAUGUGGGCAUUUGCCACCCUCUUGCGAUGUGGCACAAGCAAGGUGGUCGCAGGAUGGUGUGGUGUAUCUGCGGAGGGGUAUGGCUGGUGGUCAUCUGCCUGUGUUGGCCAACUUUUCGCUUCGCUGCCACGGGAAUCCAACGCAACCGCACAGUGUGUUACGAUUUAAGCACGCCGGGUGAUUCACUACACUACUAUCCUUACGGCAUGGCUCUCACCUGCCUCGGCUUCUUGUUGCCUUUUAUGGGCGUGAUGGUGUGCUACUGUCGCAUGGCCCACAUCCUCUGCCGCCCGGUGUCAUAUCAGGGUGUCUCCAUAGCGACAGGGGAGAAACGGGGCAAGGCCGUGAGGAUGAUCAUUGUGGUGGCGACAGUAUUCUGCAUAAGCUUCCUGCCUUUUCACCUCACCAAGACCAUGUACCUGGUUAUCCGUACUCUGCACGCACCCUGCGAGACAAAAAACUUAUUUUCAAUCAUCUAUAAGAGCACCAGGCCGUUUGCCAGCAUGAACAGCUUUCUGGACCCCAUUCUGUUUUACUUCACCCAGCCACGCUACCGCCAGAGCACCAAAAGGUUUAUGCUUAAAGUCACCACCCUGAAGGACAAGAGCACCAACGUUGCCUUUGUUUGAUAGCAACAACUGUGGCAAAGCACCAGCCACGAGUUGGAAUUGAGGCCAGAACCGGGCCACUGUGGUAAGGACUCAGCGCCUAUGUACCAUGCACCUUCCUAAAAGGGUCUAAAAAGGUUUUGGAGGUACUGGCAUCAAGAAGCCUUCUGAAAGUCAACAUGAAGGUUUUAAUCUUAAUAAUAUGAAAAGCGAAUAUAGACUGAGAAAACUAUGUUUCCAGAGCUGAAAAUGAAAAUUUUCUGUUCUGUACAUGCACUGUACAUACAAAUGCUGAUGAUACUGUCAGCAGACCACCGGGGCAUUCACAUCGCGCUUUGUUCCUGAUAUCUGUGAAAACUUUUCUCUUUUUAUUUUGUAAGUAAAUAUUUUUUUUAUUUUAUUUCUGUUCUACACUGUGAAUAAAAUAAACCACAGUGCAGUGGUUAGCACUGUCGCCUCACAACAGGAAGGUUCCUGGCUGGGGCCUUUCUGUGUGAAGUUUGCAUGUUCUCCCCCGUGUCUGCGUAGGCUCUCUCCGGGUACGCCAGCAUCUUUCCACAGUCCAAAGACAUGCACUUAAUAGGUUAAUUGAUUUUAAUUUUAAAUUGCCCGUAGGUGUGACUGAAUAGUUGUUUGUCUCUGUGUGCCGUGAAUAAAGCACAUGUGUGUAUAAAUGUGGCAGGUGGAUUAGAAAUAUUGUUUGUUUGCAUUUUUAUUUUUAGCUUUCUACUGUAUCUAUAGCUUUCUACUGUUUUAUCCCCUAAAAGGGACACAGUUCAACAUUAUUCAAGCUGUAAGUCUUGAUGUUGCAUGUUUUUACCACUGGAUGGCGUGUGCUCCCCACUGCCGUAACUGCACUGCACUGAAAUGACU
Molecule: messenger RNA, 2249 nt
Organism: Larimichthys crocea (large yellow croaker)
Lineage: Eukaryota; Metazoa; Chordata; Actinopteri; Sciaenidae
Gene: p2ry6
Product: pyrimidinergic receptor P2Y6
Exons: 4
Coding region: 246-1397 (383 amino acids)
Biological process (GO): cellular response to pyrimidine ribonucleotide; phospholipase C-activating G protein-coupled receptor signaling pathway
Cellular component (GO): plasma membrane
Molecular function (GO): G protein-coupled ADP receptor activity; G protein-coupled UDP receptor activity; G protein-coupled UTP receptor activity
Source: RefSeq, a predicted model, not a curated record